GGGCUAGAGAAGCCGGAAGUGGCCUCCCGGAAGUGGCUCAUGUUCCGUAUCUGCCUCCGUCCGUCGCUCGCAGGUCUGUGCAGCCCAGCCAGGAGAGGCGGCCCGCGCCCGCAAGCCCAGGUGAGUCCGGGGCCUGGAAGGCGGCCUAGGAGCUCCGCGAGCCGCGGCUCCUGCUUUGCUGCCGCCCUUCGAGCCUGCCGCCCCCAACGGCAGAGCUCUGGGCCGCUUCCCUCGCCGUCCGGGGGGCGGGAGGCAUCGGCGCCGCAGCCCGCCGCUUGGACCGGCUCACGAAUUCGCCGGGCUCCGCUGAAAGGGAGGGAGGGAGGGAGGGAGGGAGGGAGGACUGUCGCUGCUGCUUAUUUGCCUACUAAAUUUGCCAUAGCUGUCAACGUUUUCCCCUUUUUAAGGGAAAUUCCCUUAUUCCGAAUAGGGUUCCUCGCAAGAAAAGGGAAAAGUUGACAGCUGUGAAAUUUGUGUACCGCCAUUCACUCGGAGAUCCCAAGGCAGUUCACAGCAUCAAAAUGCAAAAUGCAUACUAAAACCCUCCAGGAGUGGACGCCCACCCAGCGGUGGCAGCCGAUGGUUAGGGUGGCAGGAGCAGUAAGAGGACAAAGCGAGCCUUGCAGACCAAGGAACCGCCUAGUCCAGCACCUUUUUCUCACGGUCCUUCAGUGCCAUUCAGACGUUGCUGGACCCAGAGGUGGAUUUAGAGGAGCUCAAGUUGUUCAGUAGCACUGGGCGUGGAGCCUCGAAGGCACCUGCAGCAGAUGCCACAACAGUGAUGUAGAAUGAAAGACAAGAGAUGGGGGUGUGCACAGAAUUUUGGCACCACACAGUGCACCACUUGCUGGACCAUCACCCCUGAUCGUUGGCCAUGCAGGCUGCAGGGAGUUGGGAAUCCAGCAGCACCUGGAGGGCAUCAUGUUGACUAGCCUUGCUCCAAGCUGUUGUCCUGAUUGCAGCGCUGUCACUCCAAGGAGCCACAUCAGCACAUCCUCUGCUCGCUGUUUGAGCAGAAAUGAUUUUUCUCCAGCUCUGCAGAUAUCACGACAAGUCAAGUCAAGUCAAGUUUAUUGCGGCCAAAGCCAGUGACACUAAACACCAUAAGAUCAGACAACAAGAAAUCAGCAACAACUUCAGAAAAGAAAAAAGGUUACACAAGAGAACUUCACAGUGUGCCAUUCAACAGAAGAGAUUUACGCUUCUUAAUUACUAAAGUGCAAUAUUUAGCCACCUCAUAUGAUACUGAGCUUGAGGAAUCUUCCAGGAGGUAUUUUCGAAGAGUUUCAGGGGAGGAUUCCAAAUAAUAUUGAAGGGGUAUAAAUUUUGAUAGAAGCGGUAAAAUAAGUUGAACUCGUUCUUCACUAUAGAAUUCGCAAGACAAAAGAAUGUGUGUGACAGAUUCUACCUUAUUAGACAUACAAGGGCAGAGACGCGCCUGCAUUGGAACUCGCGUGAAUUUGCCGUACAGCACUGCUGAGGGCAUUGUCUCAAAGCGGGCUCUAGAGAAAGCCCAUCUAUAGGUUUCGUUAGUGAUGUUAGUUAAGUAAGGGGCAGCUGCAAAAUUAGGCCAAGCUUUUAUACAUCUAUACGUCUCUGGGAGUAGGGCGCCUUCUUGUUGUAAUUCGAUAUCAUAAAGUCUCCGAGUGAUAGUAGCUUUUGCCUUGUUCAGAGUUCCAAUAAAAAUAUUUUCAGGGUUUAGGCCAAUUUGUUUGAUCUUGUUAGUUAUUUGCAUAAGCCAAGGAGGAUAGGGAACUGCGGCCAGGAAGCAAGGUAAUAGACCCUUAGGAUUGUAAUGGAUUUUCAGCCAGAGGGAUAUUGCUUGUUCCCAGACUUUUAAUUCCACUCUGGGCAGUCCUGCCUCUUGCCUUAAGACUGCAUUAGGUGUACACUUAGGAGUAGCAAAUAAUGAUCUUAAGAAUUUAGAUUGUACUGUUUCAAGGGUCUUAAGGUUGGCAGAGGGGCUAAUUUGAGAGCCAUAUAGAAGUUGGGCUAAAGAUUUUGCCUGAAAGACUGUUAGGGCCAUCGGGAGGAAGCCAGCUCCUUUCCUUCUGAAUAAUCUAAGGAUAGCAUUUGCACUUCUUUCUGCUGAUAUAGCUGAUGUGGUCAAGUGUGUUGAGAAUUUGGCAUUAUAAGAGAAAGUAAUGCCUAAGUAUUGGAAGGUCUUAGUCUGUUCAAUGGCGUUUCCCUUUACGCUCCAAUUAUCCUUCCUAAAGGAGCGGUUAAAAUGUACAAUUUUGGUUUUGGCAAAAUUAAUUGUUAACAGUUCAGUGUUACAUUGGUCACUAAACUUUCCUAAGGCACGUUUCAGACCCACUUUGGUUUGAGAGAGAAGAACAGCGUCAUCCGCAUACAUUAAAAUUGGUACUUUUCUGCCAUUAGAGAACACAGGGGGGUGGGUUUCAAUUUCACGGCAGCAUGUGACCAGGGAGUUGACAUAGAUAUUAAAUAGGAAUGGGGCUAAUAGGCAUCCUUGUCUAACUCCUCUUUGGACUAGGAUUUCUCUAGAGAGUCUGCCGUCCUGUGCAAGUCUUAUCUGGAGGGUAUUGUUCUCAUGAAGCUUAAUCAUCAGAAGUAAUAACCUUCUGUUAAUACCCAUAUUGGCCAAUUUGGCCCAGAGCCUGCUCCUGGAUACAGAAUCAAAUGCUGCCUUUAGGUCCACAAAGGCCGCAUAUAAUGACUUUUUCCAAUAUUUCGCAUACUUAUAGACAAAGUAAUCUAGCACUAAGCAGUGAUCAAUGGUGGAACGUCCGGAUGUAAACCCUGCUUGUUCAAUUUCUAGCAAGUUAUUAUGAUCUAACCAUUCCCAUAAUUUUAGGCAUAGAUGUUUUGUAUAAAGUUUACAGAUCACAUUCAGGAGACUAAUUGGUCUAUAAUUAGAUGGAUCUGAGGGGUUGCCCUUUUUAAAUAUGGGAACAAUUAUAGCUAGUCCCCAAUCUUUAGGGAUUUCAGUUGUCUUAUCUAUAUAUGAAAAUAGAUUAGCAAGGACCGGGGCCCACCAGUUUAUUUGCGCUUUCAGAAGUUCAGCGACAAUGAAAUCACUUCCUGGGGCUUUGCCAGAUUUCAUUUGUAGAAUUAGCGAAGUGAUUUCAGUUUCAGAUGUUGGGGGCCAUGGUGUAUCAUUAUCUAGGGGAUGUUAAGCGGCGCAGAAGGACGAUGUUCCCUAAACAGCACUUUAUAGUGCUCUUCCCAUGAAUUUGCAGGGAUUAUUGUGCCCUCAUUAGGAGCUUUGGUUUGACUGGAGAUAAUUUUCCAGAAGUUGGAAUUGUCUUUUUCUAUUGACGCUUUUAUGAGGGCCUGCCAAAUGAGAGAGUCUGCGGUUCUUUUUUGGUUUUUAAUAACUCUUUGUAGUUCUUUUUUUUAAGUUGUAACUCCAAUUUAGUGAUAGGGUUAGGAUUUUGCUGGAAGACCUUAAAGCAUUCCCUGAGUAUAAGUUUUGCCUGAGUGCAUUCGUGAUCAAACCAUUUUUGUUGGUAGGGGAGUCAUUUUGGUUAGAUCUUCUGGGUCUUGACAAUAACGGUUGGAGUUUUCGGAUUAAUGUAUUAUAAUGGUCAAUUGGGGAGGUCUCUUCAGUGUCGUUGGAAGUUAGAUCAGCCCAGAGGAGUUGACCUUCCAUUGAUUGUGUCCAGAUACCAAAAUGGUUAUUAACAUAAGGGGACCAUUUGAUUCUGGAUCUGCCUAUUUGUUGUAAAGCGCUAGGAUCAGGAGUCUGCGGGGCAAGCCCACAUCUAGAGGGUUCCCAAAAUUCAGUCCUUUUAAGGUUUAGGGGUAAAUGGUCACUUUCGGUUCUUAUAUCUACAGCAAAUUCAAUAUAUUCAUCGAAGAGUUCUUGGGAGACAAGGAUGUAAUCAAUAACAGAAUGCCUUAAGCCUGACCAGUAAGUAAAUUGGCCAGGGCAGUCCCCCGAGGAGAGGCCGUUUAAAAUAACAAGGUUUAAUCUAAGUGCCAUUAAAAAAAGACAUGUACCAGCAAAAUUGGAAACUGGGUCAAGUGAGUGGCGCCUGAAUAGGGGCCAAUGUUCAUCAUUAGCAUUUAGGGGACCCAUUCCACUUUCCUUGAUUAACUGUUCGUCUGAGUGGCCUAGCCUUGCAUUAAAAUCCCCACCAAUAAUUAAGGAGGCAGAGGGAAACUUAUUUGAGACGAGGAGAAUGCAGUCUUCCAGUUCGUUCCAGAUGUUUUUAAGAUCAGUUUGUUUCAUAAGUGGGUGAAUAUAAACAUUGAUGCAUAUGAUCUUAAAAUGGGUGGAGAAUAUUUUAACGGCCAAAAUCCAUUUUUUAUCGAUUUUCAAUUGGAUAGGGGAGGCUCCUAGAUCUGUCGAUACGAAGGUGCUCAGACCUCCCACCGGUCUUCCGCCUUUUGGGCCGAUUGAGGCAGGGGAAUGGAAAGCAAAGUAAUUGUGUAGUUCGAAAGGAUUUUGCAUCCAGGUUUCUUGGAGCAGGAUGAUCUUGAACUGUGAUACGUAGGUUAAAACGUCUUUGUCCCUUGUUUUCGAUUGCCAUCCAGCAAUGUUCCAGGAUAGUAGUAGGGGUGAGAGUCAUUUUGUCUCUUCAAUAGCAUCUAGGGCUUUCCCGGAGUCGUGGAAGAUGCAACCAUUGAAUGGUUGAGUCUCCGGUAAUGUGAUUAGGGGCGCCACAGAGAUUUCGGCGUGGAUUUCAGAUGGGCAGAGUAGGGGUGUGUGUUCUGCCGUGACCUGAGGAGAUUCAUGACCCAUUUUUCGCUCCGAGUUAGGUGGAAUAUUUGCCUCUUUUGUGGGCGCUAGAUCUUCAAAGUUGCGGAGAUAGAGUAGUAACUCAUCUAGUCUGUCCGUUAUCUCUGUUUGUUCGGCUUUUGGCAGAUGGGAGAAGGAGACAAGUAAUUCCUGCUCCAUCGAAUUCUCAAGAUGAGUAGCCUUUGAUAGGAGGGGCAUGGGGGUCUCUGUCCAACUAAUUAAGUCUGAGGGUGGAGAGGUAGAGCUCGUAGUAGAUGGAAUGCCCUCAUUUUUAAUUGCUUUCCUUUUAACUGGAGAGUAGGGAAUAAGAGGGCAAAUCUUAGUGUUGAUAAAAACUCUUGUGAUAAAAAUUCUAUAAUUAGUCAGAUAGCUUCGUAAGGACAUCAUAUAAGUUGGAAGCUUUUUAGAAUCAAAGGUGAGCAGUAUCCUCUGCAUGUGUGGCUUGCUGUAAAUGUGGACAGUAGAUUUCAGAUCGAUGGAAAGAGGGUCUACGCCCAGAAGCUCAGCUAAAUGCCUUCUUGCGACAUGUGUAGACGACCAGUUAACAACCUGACCUUUGAAGGGGAGGAUAAUUAAACAAAGUCUAGUGGCUUGUAACGAAAGAUUAUAGGAAGAUAUGGUGUGUAAAUCUUCCAUAGAUUGUUCGUUUUCAGAUUUGCAGCCAAUCUGCGGGGUUGAGCGUAAUAGGGCAGGUACUCUGGGCGUUGGUUCAGCCCUAUCCUCCGGUGAAACGUCUACAGGGCUGACAUUAACUUUUGGGGAUACAAGGGAUGUAAUAUUCUCUAAGGAGCCUUUGAUGUCUCUUAUGUAUUUAAAGAUACAGUCCACGGUUUUAGCCACUAGGUCUAACGUAGUAGAGUGUUCAAGCAGUAAUUCAGAGAGAUAGUUUGCUUGUUCUCCGAUGCAGUCUUCCGCCUGAAAGGGCUUAGUUGGAACUUUUUUGGGGCCUUUUGGUCUCGUGAUGGUGUUGUUUAAGGAGUUAAUGAGUUGUUUAGUGGGUGGUUCCUUCGGUGUAAUUUCUUUAUCUAUUAUCUCUGCUAAUGGCGGGAAGCUGUUCGAGGUCGGAAUAUUAAAAGUGUCCUUUGUUUUUCCAUAGAAGAAUUCGCUGAUUUUGGUUUGCUUGGUAAGGGGCAAACAUGCCAUUUCCUCUAAGUCCUCAGACUCUCUGCAGCGUUUACCAACCCCCCUCCUCGCAUCAGCAGGGCCGUCUAAUUGCUGAGUCAUCUUUCCCUUUGCCUCGCUCUUUUAUCUUCCCUAAGUUUUUCAAAGAGUCGAGGGAGUAUUUUCCUUGAAAGUAUCCUAUUCAAGGAGGAGGAGUGUGCCAAAGGUUAUUGGCAUAACACUAAAUUAUGCUCCGUCUGUGCCUCCAGACUUAUGGUGGGAGCAGCCCAUGAAUCUUCCUGUAAGCUCUUCGCAGUGUGAUAAGAUAGGCAAUACGGCUUUAAAGCUCCAAGAAGAGUCAGGAAAGCGGAACGUAGGAUAGAAUGGGGUGAGCUCAAAGUUCAUUAAAAUAGCUCAAUGUUCAUUAAAAUAGUCUUUAAAAGGGGUAAGAGAGAAUAAAAAGAUAAAAUCAAUGGGCUCACAUUAGUAGAGUGCUGUCCGCCAUCAUACCGGAAGAGGAAGCCCGAGGCACCCGUGCCAUUCCAGAUAUCACGACAAUAAUCAUGUGUUGUCUGCUCUCUCUAUAAGGAUCUUAUAAGAUCCCAGCCAGAGUGGUGUAGUGAUGAGAGAGUUGGACCAGGCCAGGUUCAAAUCCGCACUUGGCUUUGAAGCUCCUUGGCCAGUCACUCUCUCACAGGCUCACCACGGAGCAGCCUGCUGGAUCAGGCCAAUGUCCCAUCUAGUCCUGCAUCCUGUUUUCAAAGUGCCCAACUAGAUGCCUGCCAGGAACAUGCAAGCAGGACAUCGUUGCAACAGGACCUCUUUCCUCCUUCGGUUUCCAACAACUGGUAUGUGGCGGAAGAGCAUAGCCUCCAUCAUGGCUAGUAGUCAUUGGUCACUACCUUCUCCAUGAAUUUGUCCGAUUCUGUUUAAAAUCCAUCCAAGUUGGUGGCCAUCACUAUCUCCUGUUGGAGCGAAUGCCAUAGGUUAACUUAACUGUAGCCCAACAUCAUGUUCUAGAUUGUGGUAGGAGAUCCGUGUGUGAUUUCCUGGCAUUGGAACAAGGGGCAGCGAGUAGUUGCCCAAGGCUUGCCUGUUGCCUUGCUAGCAGUGGUAGGGCUUGAAUGCCAUAUCCAGUUAUCUUUCUAAUCCCCACCACCAAUUUAAACACCCCCUGUAUUCAACCUGAUGUUCCCUGGAUGUUUUGGCAUAUAACUCCGCUUAAGCCUGUGCUGCUGUAUGAUUCUGGGCCUGAUGGAAGCAUAGCUUUGCUGGUUGGGACUGAUGGGACUUGUAGUCCAAAAUAUCCCAAGUUGGGAAAGGCUGAUCUGGGUGCCUUCAGUUGGAGGAUCAGUCUGGACUUCAGUACAAAAAGACUUUAGAAAGAUAAUCAUCUUUCUAGCAUGCUCAUCUAGUGAAUGAGAAGUACAGCACAAGUUGAGUGUCACAGUUUAGUAUAAAAAGCCCACAUGCACACAUUACCUGAGGCAAAGCUAUUUGGGAAGGUUGCUUAUUAUCAGCAGCUGAAAAGGGGAGGCUGUUUGGAAGUCACAACUCCUAUUCUAGCAUUAAAAACAUCUGAUGAAGGGUAGCAUCAUCAUCAAGCUGACUACAGUACUGGGUGGAACUAUAUUUAAAGGCUGCCUUUCUAUCCAAGGCAGUGAACAAAAAGUACAUUAUUGUAAUAAAACAUUAAAAGUACAAAAAAUCCCCAAUAUAUUAAAAUAUAAUUUAGCCCAUAUAAAAGCCAUUUCCUGAGCUGCAGCAAUAUGAUGAGAGGGGGGAUUUCUAGUAGUGAAAGGGAGGUUUCCUACUAAAGUUAAUUUAGCAUUUCCUUAUAAUUUGGUCUCUUAAAUGACUUGCAGUCCCCAGUUCCUGCUUCUGAAGACACAACUGGUAGUGGAAAUGCUUGUUGUUAUGCUUUUUAUAAUUAAUACCUGAGACACUGUGACCUUAAGGUUUAUUGGAUUGUAGUCAUAAGAUGUGUUUUCACCAGCAUUCUUCAGUUACGCAAAUAUUAGAGCUUAAGUUUAUAUGAGAGUCCAUGUCCCGUGUAUCUUCCAGAGAUUUCAGUUAAAGGGUUUAUCUGGAUACAAAUGGUUUCAGUGCCGGUCAUAUCAAUUUUCUUUACAGACUGACCCCCUAUGCCUGACCACGCAGAUGUCAGCCUGCCCCCAGAGGACCGGGUCAGGGGUCUUAUCCAAAUGGGCAGUAGUGUGGAGGUGAAUGAAGAUGUCCCACCUCGGAGGUACUAUCGUUCUGGAGUUGAGAUCAUCCGGAUGGCAACUAUCUAUUCUGAAGAAGGCAACAUUGAACGUGCCUUUAUAUUGUACAACAAAUACAUCACGUAAGAAAUUUGCAUUGCUCAGUAAUAACAGAAGUACCAUUGUAUUGUAAACCAGCUGGGCCAGAUGGAGCUUAUACGAGAUUCUUGCCCAGUUACUUAUUGUGACUCAGGUGUGCUGGUACUGGCUUCUUCCCUCACCUAACUUUUUAAUCAGCAAGAAGAAGAUGACUUUAUCUCAUCCCAAACCUGAGCCUAAUGGUUUAUCUAAGCAACCUGUCAAAUCAACCCUCGAUUGUAUUUUAAUCUUUGUGGAUAGUUCUGUAAAUCUUGAUUCAAAGACAAGGCAAGUGUCCAGCCUGCAUGUAAUGGAUGUGCAUUCAGUAGAAGGGCUGUAGCUCAUAGGUAGAACAUCUGCUUUGCAUGCAGAAGGUCCCAGGUUCGACCCCUGGUUUCUCCAGGUAUUAUUAUUAUUAUUAUUUUAUUAUUAUUCGAAUUUAUAUACCACCCUAUACCCAGAGGUAGUGGUGGGAAUGUUGUCUGUCUGAAAGCCUGGAUAGAUGCCACCAGUCAGUGUUGACAGUACUGAGCUAGCUGGAUCAACAGGCUGGCCUAUGGGUUGUAUCAAAUGUUAGUCCUACUUGGAGUAGACCAAUUGAAAAUGAAAUACAUGACUAACUUAGGUUCAUUCAUUUCAGUGGUCUACUCUGAGUAGGCCCAAGUCCCCUUUACCAGCUUUGUCUGGUUCUCCAACUGCAACCUUUCCUGGACAAGAAUUGCCUGACCAAUGUAGUCCAGACAUUUGUAACCUCAAGACUAGAUCACUGUAAUCCACUCUACUGGAGCUGUCCUUGGAUCUGGUUUGAAAGCUCCAGCUGGUGCAGAAUGCAGUGGCCAGACUGCUGGUGGGGGCAGUGGACCAAAAACAUGGGACAACUUUGUUAAACAUUCUGCUCUGGUUGCCCAUCUGCUGCUGAGCCAGUUCAAGGUCGUUGUAUUCACUUACAAAACCCUGGACAAUUUAGGUCCUGGGUACCUGAGGGAUCACCUGAACUCUUAUAUCCCAGCCCAACCUUUAUAUUACUGAGAUCAUGUGCAGAAGCGUCAUUGGUCAUUCCCCAAGUUGGUGGUGCUCAUUUGGCAACAGCAAGAAACCAUGCCUUUAGUGUCAUCAGCACAGUCCUGUGGAACACUCUGCCAGUAGAGAUUAAGCAGGCACCUUCUGUGCCAACUUUUAAGUGCCUGCUGAAAACCUUGCUGUUCUGCCUGGCCUAUGCAGGCAAUUAAGAAUACAGCCUUCCACAGUCACUAAUUGGUGUCUGUUUUUAACUCUUUAAUAUAGUUUUAUUGUACAAUUUUAUAUUUCAGGGAUGUCCAACUCCCAAUAGACUGUGAUCUACUCACAGUAUUAAAAAACUGGCAGUGAUCUACCCAUUGUCGUAAAAAGACUGACAGUGAUCUACCCAAAGUUGUUGAACUUUUUUUAGUAAGCCAAAGUUUGUUUUUUGCUUUUUUUGCUUUUUUGUAAGGAGAUCGCUGAGGGGCCGGAUAUCUAACAGGAACACCCUGAUCUACUGGUAGAUUGCGAUCUACCUUUUUUGGACAUGCCUGUUGUAUUUUAUUGCUGUAUACCACUUUAAUGCAGUUUCUUUUAUGACAUAGCAAUAUAGAAAUAUUUUUAUAAACAAAAUAAAAUACGGUACAAGCGCAGUGGGGAUGGGGAAGAUAAAUGAGCAUGUCACUGGUGUAAUGUCUUAGGCAUGAAAAGCACCAUGUUUUGCUCAUCACUCCCAAUAGUCAUUAAUACAACAGCUGCCGGGGGGGGGAGUUGGGGGCUGUGUGAAUGCUGUAAAAAUUACUUCUGGGGUUGGGCAGGGGGACCUUAUUGAUUCCAUUAUAUGAGGAUGAAAAGUCAAAUGAGUUUCUUUUAACCCAGAAAAGUAGUUUUUGUAAUUAUCAGCAAGCAGGCUCAAGGGAGGUCUCUGGGCUGUAGCACUGACUGCCAAACUAACAAAAACUGUAACUUGCCUGGAUUGUUGAAUGCAAAAGGAUCUGCCAGGUUUGUGUAUUUAAUUUAUAAAUUUAUAUCCCUCCUUUCUCCCAAACUGGGAUUCAAGGCAGCUUGCAACAUUUGAAAACAACAUUAUAAAAUACCAGUGUUAUAGAAACAAACAAGUUGAAAACAGUAAUUAAAAUACUCUCACUGAGAGAACUGAGAUUACAGGGAACCAGGCAGAGGGCCUUCUCAGUAGUUGCUCCCGCCCUGUGAAACACCCUCCUGUCAGAUGUCAAGGAAAUAAGCAACCACCUGACUUUUAGAAGACAUCUGAAGGCAGUCUUGUUCAGGGAAGUUUUUAAGGUUUGAUGUUGUAUUAUGUUUUAAUUUGUUGGAAGCUGCCCUGAGUGGCAUAGGGGCGUAUAAAUAAGAAACUAUCACCACCACCACCAUCAGAGCACAUUUAGAACCGGCAAUUAAAGUGCAAUUUGCCCUGACUAUAAUGGUCUGCACCUUAAGUUUUUAAAGGCCUGUCUGAACAGGAAGGUCUUAGCCUGCUGGUGGAAGGAUAGCAAAGAGGGAACCAAUCUAAUCUCUCCUGGGAGGGAAUUCCACAAAUUGGAAGCAGCCAGAGGAAAUGCUGUCUCUUUGGUCACCACCAACCGUCCUCCUUAAGUUGAUGGGACCGAGAGAAGAUCCCCAAGAAUCUUAGGGAGAUGCAAUAUUUCAGAUAGCCUGGGCACAAGCCAUAUAGGCUCUUAUAGGCCAUAACCAACACUUUGAAUUGUGCUCAGAAACAGACUGUUAGCCAAUGAAGUUAGCUCUCCGUAACUGGCCUCAAACAGCAGUCUGCCUGGCUGCAUAUAUCGACAUGUAGCUUCAGUUACUAGUUCAGUUCAGCUUAUUUCUUACUAGGCCAAGAGAAUCCUCUUCCAUUCCUCCCCUGGGAAAGAGGACCUUCAUUUUCACUUGUUGGCAUUUGCUGAUUAUUGAGCCGCGAGGUUCACAUUUUCCCUUCAGUGUUUGAAUGAAAAGCUGAUAGCUGACUCAGAGCUGCAGUUUAAGGUUACCCAAUCAAAGGCCUGGUUGUUUGUUUAUUGUUGAGAUGCCACAUAUAUCAGUCUUAACAAUCUUCUAAGUUUGCUUUGAGGGACGCGGGUGGCGCUGUGGUCUAAACCACAGAGCCUAGGGCUUGCCGAUCGGAAGGUCGGCGGUUCAAAUCCCCGCGACGGGGUGAGCUCCCGUUGUUCAGUCCCAGCUCUUGCCCACCUCGCAGUUUGAAAGAAUGUCAAAAUACAAGUAGAUAAAUAGGUACUGCUCCAGUGGGAAGGUAAAUGGCAUUUCUGUGCGCUGCUUUGGUUUGACAGAAGCAGCUUAGUCAUGCUGGCCACAUGACCCGGAAGCUGUACGCCGGCUCCCUUGGCCAGUUAAGCGAGAUGAGCGUCGCAACCCCAGAGUCGUCCACGACUGGACCUAACGGUCAGGGGUACCUUUACCUUUUACCUUUUAAGUUUUCUUUGAGAGAUCUGGGAGUCAAAGCUGGGGGCAGGGUGGGGGAGUGGGAAUCUUCAUUCUCCUAGGAGACAAUAUCAAAUUUCUAGUGAGCUGUGCUGUUGGGGUUUUUCCAGUAACAUUGAAAGUCGCUUUACUGUUCAGCCAGUUUUUUAGCAGUGCCUCAAAAUCCUCCCUAAGGAUUUGGAUUCCACAAGAGCAGCCUUCCUUGUAGCCAAGAAGGGAUAUUGGCACUCUUCAUAGGCGGUGAUGUCAUGCAUAUCACAGGAACCUCCCAUGCAGUUACUCGCUUUCACAACCUUUACAUUCAUUCAGUUCCCAAGCAAAAUGCCUUUUCUUUCCUGUCUUGGAUGUGAUUAGCUGCCUUGCUCCAGAGUCCAGUGUAUUGCAUUGAGCUCCUCCGCCCCCCCCCCUUUAGUGCUGUGGGCUGGUUUGUGGCCUCUGUGUGUUUACUCAGAAGUAAGUCCCACCAAGUUUGUUAGGGCUUACUUCUGAGUAAGUGUUCAUAGGGUUGCAGCUUUAGGGUUUCAGGUGCUGUUGAAAUCCUUUAACACGCUGAAAAUCCGCUUCACAGUUCGUUUCAAAACGUCUCUAAGCGAAUGUUAAAUUCUUGUUAGUUCCAAAAAUGGAAGUGGGGUUCUGGUAUGGUCAGCCUUCUCUCCUUUCCAAUGGCUGUUGCUGCCACCAUUACCCAGGCAUCUUCUAUGCACAAUUUUCCUGCUCCAGCCCCAUUACAUUCAGUACAUUUUUUCCUGAUUAGCAUCACCUUCAGCCUUGCUUAACCUUCCAUGCUUCCUCUUUUAUGGGCAUUUCUGGGAAGAGAAACUGGCCAAGGGACCUGCUAAGUGUAAAACUUGGUGGAUCCCUUCCAGCUCUGCUCCCUCUUGGCAGCCACCUAAGCCUCCUUUAACUAAACAAAUCCUCCAACUGUGAUUCUGCCAUUGCAGUAACAAAUGCGGGAGCAGUGAGGAAACUCUGUGUGGAUUACAGUACAAAUGGUGUUUCUAUUUUGUCAGGCCUUGUGCAGGACUGUCCUUACUGUGAGGGAACUCGUCUUGGAGGACUAAGCAUGGCUAAGCCUAAAUUAUCCAUUUUUGGAGGGUUGCUCAACCUGAUCCCACCAGGGAUGCUCAGACUUUUGAAUGAAGUUGGCAUAGUCAUUGCGAAGCGCUUCAUAGGUGCAGAGCAAAUUUGCUCAGAUGAUGGGAGGUUGUAAUGGGGAGGUACUGAGAGCAAAUGUGCUUCCCAAAGGGUCCUCUCCAGGGACAGAGUGGUGAGUUCAUCCUGCCUUUCCAGAAGGCAAAUUCAGUAGCAAGACAAUAAAACUGAGGUAGACCUAGAAACAUUUUUGUUUAGAAUUUGGAGGGGUUGGAUAAAGUUGUUUGGAGACUGAACUUCUGGUUGGCCAAUCCUGGCCUAAAUCAGCAUCUGAAUGAAAGUACAUUUAAGUUGCUGAAAUAGGACCCUUCAGAUUGCAGCUGAAAACUGAUUUGUCAGUUAUGUGCAGGAGGUUGAACCAUUUCCAUUUAUGCAAACCUGUGCCUGAAGUAGGCUUGAGCUUUGCUUUGAUGCUACUUGGCAGGCCAGGUUUUCCUUUGAACAAAUAAUUCCCAUGGUCUUUGCUUGUGUGGAGGAACAGAAUAUCCAGAUUUGCAAAUUAUAGUCUGUUCCAGUACCUGGCUGUGGGGACCAUUUCCAUUAGAAGAAGGAAGUGGCAGAAAGCUCAGCUUUUGCCCAGGGACUGUUUUGUAUGCAGAGAGUCAAAUUUCUCUUGGGGAGCAAGUUUGCCAUUUAAGUAGAGCUAUAUGAGUAACACGGAUGCAAUUUUCCACAGAGAUUACGAUCCUGUGACUCAAAGCUCUAAGUGUGAUAUUCUGAGUCUGUUUGAGAUGCAGUUUCCUGUGGAGUGCCUAUGUUAGAAAAGGGAUGUCUUUAGUUUGUGGUGGAGAGCAGGAUUGUGUCCUGGAAUUUUGCUGUAAAAAAUGUAAACUGAAAUUCUGAUCCCAGAGUCCCCAGGUGAUCAGGGUACAUAGGCCUGAUCUUAGCCACACAGGAUUAUUGUAUUGGACCUGGAAAUGCUGUAACAACCCAAGUGUGGUCAUGGUUCUCCUUCCUACAUCUCAGCUGCCUGUUUUCACUUUCUUUGUCCUCUCUAUUACAAGGCUCUUCAUAGAGAAACUUCCGAAGCAUCGUGAUUACAAAACUGCUAUCAUUCCUGAGAAGAGAGACACAGUAAAAGUAAGUGGCCACACUGGCCGUAAUGGGGAAACUUUGCUUUAAGAUUUUCCUCUAGAGCAAAGCUGCUGUAGCUCCCAGAUACUGGCAAUGAGGAAGAAGCUGUUAGUCUGUCACAAGCAUAUAUAGAAACUAUUUUGCAAUGAAUUAUGUUGCAAAAUGCAGGCGCCCGAGAGAGAGAGAGAGCGCACGCUAAGAAGUGUGUCACCCUUCCUUGUAAGUUUCUGUCCUGACUCCCUCUCCCUGAUGUGCUGUUGCACAGCUCCAAUUUAUUUCAAUGGUGCUUGCCUAGGCAAACAUCCUGGCAGACUGUUCCAGGCCCCUCUAAUAAUGGUUCUUAUUGUCACACUGCUACUGAUCACAGCUUCUUUUUGAGUUCUAAAGAACUUGAUUUUCAUGCUUACUUUCUCUCUAUCCAGAAACUAAAAGAAGUUGCAUUUCCUAGAGCUGAAGAGCUGAAAAAGGAGCUUUUAGAAAGAUACAACAAAGAAUAUGCACAGUACAAUGUACAAAAAGUGAGUAACAGGAGGAGAAAUGCAUGAGCUCCAAAUUGUGGCUCUGAAGACCACAGCUUGCAGGGAAUGAUGGCUGUUUGGGGUCUGUUUGUGUUUGGUCCUGGUCAAACAGUGAAGCUGACAUGUUAUCCCAGCACUGUACCCCAGCUACCCUUGAUCUCUCUCCCUAUUCCAGCAACUGGUAUUCAGAAAAAAACUCUUCCAUCUUCAUCCAGAGUGGCUGUGGAGGUUCUGCUCUGGUGUCUUGGGGUCAAUAAUGGACUGGAUGGGGAAGAACAAAUUUGAAGUUAACAUAAAUGAGAUAGUCUUGCUUAUAGGAGUUUAGCCUGUUGUGAAUGGGAGUAACACUCCCCAUUAAAUCUCAGAUUAUAGUCUGAGUGUUCUCCUGAAUCCAGCCUUGAGCCUGGAUACUCAAGUGAUGGCCACAGUGAGGAAUGCCUUUGCCCAGUUUAGAUUGGUACACCAAAUGUGCCUGUGCCCAGAAAAUACUGGUUUAGCCCUGGUGACACAUGCCUUAAUUACAUCUGGAUUAUAGCGAUGUGCUUUCCAUGGGGUGGACUUUGAAAAAUCGUCCAUAAACUUCCGCUGGUCCAGAAUGCAGCAGCCGGAUUUAUUUUUAAAUCUGCUUUUGCCUGUGAGACCCAAGGACUUCCAUGGGCUGCCUGUGUUGCACCUUUUCUCACCUGGUCCCUUGUCUGAUGUUCCUGAUGCAGAAGAAGCAGGAGGAAGAGUUUGCCCGCAGCCUGGCUCUGCAGCAGCAGCUGGAGGAGGAGAGGCAGAGGGUGGCCAGGAUGAAGCAGCAGCAGGCCGAGCAGGAGCAGUUCAGUGCAUUCGAGGAAAUGAUCCGGCGCCAGGAGCUGGAGAAGGAGCGCCUGAAAAUCGUGCAGCAGUUUGGGAAGCCAACGCCCAACACCUCGGAUGGCCCCUUGGUACCUGGCGUGCUCAAGCCCUUGAGCCCCAGUGGAGGAGGAGUGCUGCCAAAACCCCCCACUGUGGACAGGUCUCUGAAACCUGGAGCUUUGGGGAUCCCAGAAAACAGUUAGUAUGCCUUGACCCACCUUGUUUGGCUACUGGGUGACAGAUCUCCUUCCCUUCCACGUGAAAACAUGAACAAACCCCUCACCUACAAUGUGAGAGUGUUCUAAAACUAAAUUACACCACUUUUGUACCACUUAAAACCCUGCUUGUGCCGAUCCAGAUCUCUGUAUUGUAGAGUGUUGACAAGAUGACCCUUUGGGUUCCUUCCAACUCUACAAUUCUGAUUCUAGGAUCUGGUAUGUUCUCUGCAGAAGAGACAGAUCCCUCUGCUACUGUUUUGCCAUCUGAAGCUGAGCCGCCUCACAAGCCCGUUUUAUUUCCUGCCCUGCCCUCAUGCUCUUGAGUGGCCAUAGGCGUGCAUGCACGCGGGGCCGUGGGGGCCACCCCCCCAUUUUCACUGAGGGGGCCGCCCCCUCUAUUCCGCGGCCAGAUGGGCUUUGUCGGGCCCUCCCACACCUGUGACUAGGCCCCAUCGGGCCUUUGAGGGGGCGCAAAGACAGCCGUUCUCCAAGGACCCAACAAGUUUGUGGGCUUCAGUGGUUGAUUGGAGAAACCUGGGUUCUAACUUAAUCCUUGAAUAUUCGCCCGCCUUUCAUCCCCCCCCCCAAUUUUCCUCCAUCUGCUCACUGAAAAUAUUAUCAGUUCUUUCAGAAGGCAGUCCUGAAAUACAGAGAAUCCUGCAACAUUGAGACAUUUUUGCAGUGGAGCGAUGGUCAUGAGUUCUGUUAGUAGGUCCCUCCCUGUGGAAUGUAAGGGGUGACACACAUAUUGGAAAGGGCUUUUGGACCUUAUACAGCACACCUGAGCUUUUUAUUUCCAGGUGUGCAUCCGCUUACCAGAGGCAACUUUGGGCUACCUCUUAAUUCUGGUUGAAAUAACCACUGGCCCUUUUUUAAAGUGCCGGUCUCAAAACAAUCUUCCUGUGACCUAUUCUUCCAAACAACAGAUCAUGUAGUAAAUCUGAGUCCGGACCAUUCAGUUCAGAUUGCAGGCAUUGACUCAUACGUUUGAAUGCUUCCCUUCCUCCCUCACACACACACACACACGCAUAGUGAACUAGCAAUUCGGGGUAAAAGCUUAGGCUAGAACCAGGCCUGAUAUAUGCCUGUCACAUUGUACAUCAAAAUCUUCUCUUCUCUCUGCAGAUACUACUAUAGAAGGACUUCGCCAUGUGACUGUCCCCAGAGAACUCUGUCAUAAAUUCCUCCAGUUGGCGGAUGCAAACACUGCAAGGGGUGUAGAGACAUGUGGAAUCCUUUGUGGGAAGCUGGUACGGUGACUUCUGGGAUAAUUACGUCAAUAUUUGGUAGUCCCCGGUUUCAAGGCUCUCAAGUUGCUGAUUUGUUUACUUGGAAAUAUUUGUGUUUAUUAAUAUUAACUUGCUUUACAUCACUUAAAGAACAUGGGUGCAUAUAUCAAAGCUGUUGCACAUAUGUAAAACUGGUUGCACUGAUGUGAAGUCAUGGAACCUUCAUGAACACUCUUUCUUGCAAAAACUCACCCUGAGAAGAUACAAGUUGCAAAAAGUCAGCUUUGUUGAGGGGCGUCUUUUGGAGGAGACCUUGUAUAAGAGUUAGGGACAAGAGGGUGUGUGCUGUCAGCAGGAGUGGUGGAGAAGCAGGAAGACUGAGGAGGCAGCAGGGCUAAGAGGUAAUAGACGGAGCCCCGAGGCCGUGGACAGACAGAUGGUGGUGAUGUCAAAAUAUUUCAGCAGUGCAGGAGCCUACAAUACCACCCUAGACUGAUGCUGCUCUGGAUAUUGGAUAGUACAGCUUGUUGUUUCACACCUUCGAAGGUUAUGGUGGCUUCAAUGUGUUUUGGUAAAAUGAUAAAUUAAUCUCUCUUUUUUUUUAAAAUGAUGUACUGCAACCUUUGCUUUAGUUUGUAAUACAUUAGGACCACUUCUUUCAAUUUUUUAAAAUGAAGCUCUUAAGCUGAAAAACCCCCUCAAGUGUUUGAUGUUGUCUUUUAUAUUUUUACACUGUAGCCAGAAAGCCAAUUUUACCCAUUUUUCUUUGCCUCCAGCCUCCCUUGAACUUCUCUAGGUGGGAGAUUUGUUCAUCUAGGCAGCUUUUGCCCUUCGGAUUAUUAAAGUGGGACACAGGUAGUUUUUUUAAAGUAAUUCAGUAAAAUUAAACAACAACAAGGCAGCGGAGGGAUGUAAAAUCAAGAGCCAGCAGCAAAACAGACCUUUUAAUCUAUCUAAAAAUGUUCCAGUGUUCUCUGGUUAUGGUAUGACAUGUUGCUGUCUUUUUAUACUGGAUAUUUCUAAAUUUUAUUUUUCCUCUUUGAUUUAUCUACUCUGCUUCAUUGGAGGUUUUUAAACAGAGGUUAGGUGUCCAGCUGUCAGUGAAUCUUAAGCCGGGAUCCAUGCAUUGCAAGGAGUUUGGAUCGGAUGGCCCUUGUAGUCACUUCCAAUUCCAUGAUUCUAUGAUUACAUUGUUUAAUGACAUUUAUCAUGGGUUGCUUGUGUUAUGGGAACACCGUGUAUAAAUGCUGGUGUCGAUCAGUUAGCCACAUGUCAGUCAGUUUCUGCAGCCCCAGCAGGGCCCCCAAGUGGUGCCUGCCUCAAGCCACCCUUCAAACACACUUUUGCAUCAGCAGCUGCAUCCAGGUGCGGCACAGUGCCCCGACCAGAACAUGGGAAGUUAAUGUGGUGUCCCGGGGUGGUGGAUGUGUCUGAGAGCUGCCAUUUUAAUUUACCAUGGAACACCACUAUCUUGGCAGCACUGUGGGGAAUUUGAAUGGGCGCUCCUCCAGAGUAGUCUGCUGCCCACCACCUCAGUCCCUACUGGGGCAUUGGCAGGUGACACUGAGGUAGGAGAGGGGCUUACCUGUGGGCACUGUACCACGGGCUCCCUCCUACCUAGAACCCCUGCUAAGAGAAAUGGAAUAAAAAUAUGGGUGAUAGAGGAGGCAGGGAAUUGGGGGAAAAUCCUUACACAGCAAGAGGAGCUUGGCAUUUUUAUCGGAAGGGGAGGUACAGCCUAGUUCAGGCAUCCCCAAACUCGGCCCUCCAGAUGUUUUGGGACUACAAUUCCCAUCAUCCCUGACCACUGGUCCUGUUAGCUAGGGAUGAUGGGAUUUGUAGUCCCAAAACAUCUGGAGGGCCGAGUUUGGGGGUGCCUGGCCAAGUUCAUAGAACUGUGGAAUUGUAAGGAACCCCAAGGGUCAUCUAAUUCUGCCCAUUGCAGUGCAGGUGAGGCUGGUGGGAUCGGCAAGAGGGCAUUGAAAAAUCACACCAGAAAGUGAGCAGUAAUUGGAGGAGGAGGAGGAGGGAAAGCUGAAAUUCACUAAAACAUCCAAACUGUCCAGGUCUCUAACGUCUCUGAAGCUGGGAGUGUGGUGUUGGGUCAUUCCAUUCAUAGGCCAUUAUGUUUAUGUCACUGGGGCUGUGUGGUGUUUAAAUGGAAGCACUGUUGGCUGUUGCUAAUGCCUCUUCCUUGCCCCCUUGCCCUUCUUUUUUUCCUUCCAGAUGAAGAACGAAUUCACAGUAACCCAUGUCAUCAUCCCCAAGCAACACGGGGGCCCUGACUAUUGCAACACUGAGAAUGAGGAGGAACUCUUCCUGAUCCAGGAUCAGUACAGCCUUAUCACUCUGGGAUGGAUCCAUGUAAGCCCUUGCUCAAGGCCUUCCAGGUGCAAAAGCCUGUUUGUGGGUGUACUUGUUACGGGCUGAGUCUUUGCCAGGUUCUGUGCUUUCCCCGCAAAGCGAUUGGCUGCUGCCUGCUGUAGAGCAGAAGACAAAUUCAGAGAUUUGUGGAAGGUCCCAAAGCAACCUGCUGCUGGGGGGUGCAAAACCCUAGUGUGCUCCUCUUGUGCAGUCGGACUUCUCAGUGAAUUGUGACUACUUGCAUGCCUGUGUAUGGUGGGGAGGGGGGUGGAAUUACCAAGUGGAUUUCCUUUGGUGCUUAUCACACCCAGGGCCAGCUCUAGCAUUGGGCACAGUGAGGCAGCUGCCUCAGGCAGCUAAUUUUAAGUGUCAUGAAAGGGCAGCAUGCUGCUGUUACUGUUGAAUUGCUCUCUGUGUGGGGGGGUUUCUUGUGGGAUUUUCUGCCUCCGGUUCCAAAACAACUUGGCUUGUAGUGGGGACAAUUAUUUGCCACCUCAGGCAGCAAAAUGUCUUUGGCUGGCCCUGACCACACCCUCUCACCCAUCUGCUGAAUCUGUCUGAUCCCAGGGCUACCACCCUUGGCUGUGCUCUUAGUCAUUCAUUUCAGUGGGGCUCACAUAGGAAAACUUCUUUCCAGAUUGAGCUCUGUGUCCUGGUCUUUGUGCAGGAUGGCAUUUGAAUUUACUUAUCGAGCACCCAAAUAUUUAUGGUCAGAAGUGGUCAGCACUGCACCUGCUUCUUCUCUGCUUCCCCCAGUCUGGACUUAGAUUGCUAGGGCGGGGGUGGGGUUGCUUGGGGAAGGUGACCACUCUGAUAAAGAGCUAUGAAAGGUCAUGUUAAUGUUUCCUUAGAGAACAGGAGCCUUUCCCACUUGCUUGGUGGUUGUCAAGAAUGAGCCAUGCCUUUCUUGGUGCUUGAUUUUAAUUUCUCCUUCUUUUCCUCCAUCCUUAUUUAGACGCAUCCUACCCAAACAGCUUUCCUUUCCAGUGUAGACCUACAUACGCACUGCUCCUAUCAGAUGAUGCUGCCGGAGUCUAUAGCUAUUGUUUGUUCGCCAAAAUACCAUGAGUAAGUCUUCAAUUUAUUUGUAUUGCAGACUAAAUAAAUGUGCUACGUUCAUUCCAUUCUGCACCGCAUUCUAACAGAGGUUUGGUGCUUAGGCCAAGAAGAGAGGGCAGAUGAGGCCUAGGAGGAAUGUAGAAGGAGGGGAUUUAAAAAUAAUAUUAACCAGGUCUUUUUUUUCAGCCAGAGCUCACAGGAACUCAGCCCUGGCCCCUCGGAGGUGGGAGCCAUUGCUAUUCUAAGAGAACAAGGGAGAAGUUCAUGAGGAGCUCUGGCACCUCUUUUUCUAGAAAAAUAGCUCUGAUAAUAACCAUAAGAAAUGUAGAUAACCCAGGCUGCACUUCAACAGAGUUUAAAAGAUUUUGGAAAAUUGGGACAAUUUUGGGGGGGGGGGGAGAAUUAAGGAUGCAAGGAGGAACUAGGUUCCACUAAGGGGAUUAUGUACAUUUAGCAAAUGAAUUUGCAUCCUUGUGCUUCCAAAACAUACGUUCCUCACCCCACCUUGGAGAUUGUGUUAAUAAUAAGCAGUUCUAGGAUUUCUUUCUAAAUAAUUAAAUAAGACUCAUUGACUGCUAGUCAUAGUAAAAUAGCAAUCAAAAGAGGCACCAGGUCUCUGAGCACCAGUUACUGGGAAUCACAGAUGGGGAGAAUGCUGCUCUUGGGCUCCUUCUCCUGCCCAUGAUCACCGAGAUCUGGUGUCCUAAUGCAUCCCGCCCCGGUAGGACCUGCCCAGCCAUUCCAUUGGCUACGGCCCACUCCCAGGCCAGCCUUCAACCCUUAAAAACAAGUUUUCUUAUACAAACUACAAAAUGAAACAAUAAACCAAUAGAAAAUAAUAAAAGAGAAACAAUUUACAAUUACAGUGGUACCUUGGGUUACAUACGCUUCAGGUUACAGACUCCGCUAACCCAGAAAUAGUACCUCGGGUUAAGAACUUUGCUUCAGGAUGAGAACAGAAAUCGUGCUCUGGCGGUGUGGCGGCAGCAGGAGGCCCCAUUAGCUAAAGUGGUACUUCAGGUUAAGAACAGUUUCAGGUUAAGAACAGACCUCCGGAACAAAUUAAGUAUGUAACCAGAAGUACCACUGUACACACAAAUUAAAAUAACCCCAACCCCAUUUAAACAUUAAAAACCACCCCACUCCAUCCCAAAAAACAACCAGAAUUUUAAGCUCCAUGGAUUAAAAUUAUCUUAAAAGCAUUUUAAAACACACUAACAUGGAGCAGGAAAAACAAUAGCAGACCCCCCCCCCAGCACUGUUCUGAGAGUUCAUUGCAGUGAAUCUGCCCCCGCCCUCUAGGCCAGCUGGCAAAGGCCUUGCAGAAGGAGCAGGCCCUGCAGUCCUCACCACAGCAGAUCAGUAUGCUUAUAUGUUCAGUACGAGGGUUUGGCUGUUCUUGGAUAUUCUUUGAUUGUCCACAUAAUUCAAAAGACAUGAUAGUGGAUUGUUAAUCCAUCUUGUCUUAAAUUCCUUCAUUUAUGACAAUACCAUCCUUCAGUAUCUUCUCACCUUCCAACAUUCUUCACCAGGCAGAGAUGAAAUCUCCUUUACUGUCUUUGCCAAACCAGCACCUCCCAUUGCCUAACCCUCCUGCCCAUUUACUCCUCUGUGACAAUCAAUGCCGUUAUACAGCCAUUUCACCACAAUUUUCUCUAAAAUUCUUAGCUAUCAGAUAAGAAUUUCCAAACUUCUUCUGGGAUUUCCAUCUGCAGAUCUCUCUCCCGUUUUCCUGUAUCUAUGUGAUUUGCCUCCCAGUUUUUAAGAAUUAGUAGGGCUCUUCUUUUCAUGACUUUCUGAUGACUUUUGUUGUUGUUGUUGUUGUUGUUGUUACAUGCACGUUUUAGUCACUUCUUCUUUUACAAAAAGUAACUCAAUAGUACAAAAAUUAAAAUCAGAAUGGAGAUAACCCUAAAAAUGCAUUCAUACAUAUAAAAGGCAAGUCUAGUACAUCCAAUCCACUGGAAGAGACCACAGGUACCUAAAAUAUUUUAUGUAUGCUGCUUAUUUUAGUGUAGUUCAGUUCAGUUUAGUUUAUUAAAUUUAUACAUCACUUGAUUGUUUAAAAAAAAACAAAAAACUUCAAAGCAGUUUACAAAAAAUAUGUAGGAAACCCAGAAGUGCUAAUGAUUGAGAUUUAAAUAAAUAUGUUACACAAAACCUGCUAUCAGUUUUGAGGCAUACAAGUGAUUUUAUUUACAAUCUUUCUAGGACUGGAUUCUUUAAAUUGACAGACCAUGGCAUGGAAGAGAUCUCUUCCUGUAGGCAAAAAGGGUUCCAUCCACACAGCAAAGAUCCCCCACUCUUUACAGUAAGUAUAUCCAAAGUGCAUUGGCCUGGUUCUUGCUGAUUCCCCCAAAUCCUGCCUGUACUGCAAUGGCAUGCUAACAGGAAAGCCUUUAUCCAGUUUCUGUUCUGAUGCCUGCUAGGGUCAGAGAAUGCCUCCUCUUUCUCUCCCCACUAUUUGAGAUUCUUUCUCUGUGUAGUGCUGGAAACUGCCAGUGAAGCAGGAUGGUGUGGAUUUUUCUCCAGCAUAAAAAUAUCAGAAUCUAUAGUGGGAUCCUAAUGCCUGUUUAGGAGUGAGUCCUAUUGAAUUUAAGGGGGCUUACUCAAAUGUUAGGGUUGCAGCCAGGAAAAAGAAAUUCCAGUGGGUGCUGGAGCUUUUGACUGCAGAAGAUAUUCUCAGCACAAACUCUUGCAACAAAUUAGAGCUUCUGAAAUGCUUUGCCGUCCCAGGGCUAGCCCUUGGUCCCUAUUCAGGGAAUCUGGGAUGGAGCCCUGAGGCAGAGGCAGUUGGGAGUUGGGUGUGUGAUGGCAACCCAGAUCAGCUGGGUGGGGAGCACAUUGUUCCUAAACCUCUCACUGAAGGGGAAAUCUGCUGGUGACGUUGAGGUACUUGGAAUACUCUUAAGACUGCCAUGCACCAUGUACAAUUACAGUGGUACCUCUAGAUGCGAACGGGCUCCGUUCCGGAGCCCUGUUCGCAUCUAGAAGCAAGCGUAACUAGCAACGGCACGUCUGCGCACGCACGCACGCAUCGCUUUUCGCCGCUUCUGUGCAUGCGCAUGAUGUCAUUUUGAGUGUCUGCGCAUGCAUAAGUGGCGAAACCCGGAAGUAACACGCUCCGUUACUUCUGGGUUGCCACUGAGCGCAACUCGAACACGCUCAUCCCGAAGCACAUUCAACCGAGGGUAUGACUGUAGUAUCACUUUCAGCCUGUACAUUGUGUUGAAUUUAGCUACCCCACCUGCUCUUGACUGCUGUGGCCUUCAUUUCCUUUUCCUUUUUCCUUUCAGACCUGCAGUCACGUGACUAUCCUGGAGCAGGAAGUGAUGGUACUGGACCUUCGAUAAAGCAAAUGCCUUCAUGCCUUUCUCAGCCAUUAACUGUCCUCUACAUUAAUUUAUGAUGACUAAUAAUACCCCCUCUAUGCAGCAGUUCUCAAGGCUCUCCCUGUAACGCCACAAGAGUUUCACAUUCUUUCUGAUCUCAGUUGUUAAAUUAGGGAGGAGAGAGGAACUCUUAGAAGAUAUCACUAAACUUAAUUCAAGUAGUAUUUGGCUGCUCACUGAUCCUCUUCAGGCUUUACUCUGCUGAACCUUAAUCCAAAAAUCAAGCAAAUUAAUAACCUAUAAAAAUCUGUUUGUGAUAUGCUGAGCGCAUAAAUUCAUCUGUUUCCUCUCUUUCAAGCUGCAAACAUAGAAUUUCCUCCAAAGCUCAUAAACCUUUGGUGGAUUCCCCAAGUGCUGUGCCAAUAGCUCUACUUCUUGUGAGCGACAACAAAAUGAUGUUUACGUUGGAAGGAAAUGAGCAUAUGCAGGAAGAUUGUGUUUUUUGUUGUCAGGAAUUCUUCAAAAGAUAAAUAAAUCACAAGUUCUUCCAGGCUUCCGUUUCAGGGAGAGGGAGGAGAUAGGAGUUACAGGAAAAGAGAAGCCAAAGGAAGGGAUUCCAUAAAUAGCUUCUUGGUUCCAUUCUUGGCACGGUUUGCCAAAGGAUGGAUCUGCACUUGAUUUGUGCUAUGAACUUUCAGUUCCAGCAAGUGCCGAUAUGCACUGAAUCAUCUAACUCAAGUUGGACAACCCCUUAAGUAAUGCUUUAAGGCCUAGACCAGCAACUUAAAGGCCUAGACUGAGGGUUAGUUCGAUAUAGAGAUUUAAAAAUAGGUUUACUGUUGGAAAAACGACUCUGGUACCUCUACAUCUUGUACCCUGGCCUCGUAUCACAUUGCAGUGAAGGGCAGGUUUAAAAUAUUUUAAAUAAUAAAUAAAUACACCUAUAAAAAGAACGUAAGUGUGAUGACACUUCUCUCUUUCUCAAGCAGGUGUAGCCAAUGUAUGUUCCAGAUGUUCCACGACUCUAAACUCUCAUCCACCCAGUCAGCAUUUGCCAGUGGCCAGGGAUGAUGCGAGCUGUAGUCCAGCAACACCCGAAAGGCCACAGGUUCCCCAUCCCUACCCUACAGAUUGUGUCUUGCCACCCCGCCUUGUCACUUGAUUGCAGGUGCUUCUUCCAGUCUGUAAAUUGUAAACAGAUCAGUGGGUGAGAAGCAUUAUCUACAACUCUGUGGCAUGGAAUGCUUACUGGGAGCGGAGGGGAAACUGACAGCUAGCUGGGAGGGGGAAUAGAAUGGAGAAGAUGGAAAGGGAGGAAGAGACACAAAGAUAAGAAGCAAGCAGAGAAGACCCAUCUCCUUGUCUGCAUAGGCCAUGCCCUGGUUCACAUUGAAAAGCCAUCUACUGUACAGUACUCCCAGGUACAGAAGUGAGUGGUACCCUGAAGAAGAAAAAAAAUCAAUAUUUUUAUGUAGUUGGCUCCAGCACCAGUGUGCCUAACCUCACCCCCAAUACCCUAAAAGAUAACAGCA
This is a messenger RNA of Podarcis lilfordi (Lilford's wall lizard), 24925 nucleotides long. The record is from the annotation of a GenBank genome assembly. Lineage: Eukaryota; Metazoa; Chordata; Lepidosauria; Squamata; Lacertidae.